AUGAAAGCUAGUGGCUUGGAGAUGGGAGCUGGAGCUGUGAUAUACAACGCCGGACAAGGAUUUACUGGUGGCUACAAGCAGAAAGCUCAGGGAAGUUUUGGAGUUGCAACUACAGGGAAUUUCUUCAUAGAGGAGCAAUACAAACAACUACUUCAACUGCUUUACCAGAGCACAAGACCUAUUGAGACAACAUCACAUGCAAAGGUUAGAGGUAUACCAUUGUCACUUUUGAGCAGAGUUAAGCAGGAUAGGUGGAUCAUAGACUCAGGUGCCACUAACCAUAUGGUUUCUAGUCUGGAUUUUUUCACUGAUUUUAUGGAGGUCUCUAAAGUAGAAGACAUUUGCAACGGGAAGGUGAAUGGGAUUGAUAAACUGGAGGAAGGACUCUAUGUGUUGGAUCUCAACCACAAGCCAAUUUUCAAGUUCCCAAAUGGUGUUGUCACAUCUGCCUUGGUAGUAAAUAGAAUAAGUGGCUCUUUGUGGCAUAAAAGAUUUGGCCAUAUUUCUUUAGAUGCUUUGAAGAGAUUACUAGCAUUUCAUAAUAAGACAUUUGUUGAUUGCAAUGAACACCGCACAAUAUGCCCUCUAGCUAAGCAGACAAGAUUGCCUUUUCCUAUUAGCAGUAGUAGGAGUGACGUUUUUGCUGAUCUUAUUCAUGCAGAUGUCUGGAGGCCCUUUAAGAAUGGAGUUGUUGCGAGAAGGCAUAAGUACAUUUUGGAUACUUGCAAGAGAUUUAAGAUUUCAGGCUGGACAGCCCUUAAAAUUAUGAGAGUAUUUGGUUGUCUGACUUAUGCUGCAAAGCUUAAAAGGCAACACAAGUGUUUACCUAGAGCAGUACCAACUGUGUUUUUAGGUUACUCAUUGGUGCAAAAGGGUUACAAACUCUAUGACUUGCACAACCACUGCAUGUUUGCGAGCAGAGAUGUUAUCUUCAAAGAGGAUGUAUUUCCUUUUCUACAGCAAAUGAAUAGCACCAUGCAGGACCAACAAUUCCCUGUGAUAGCUCCUAACUAUGACUCUGAUGAUUCUGUUCUCAUUUCACAUAACCACUCCAUUAAAUCACAGAAUACUUCAUCACCUGAAUUGGGAUACUUGGAUGGUUCUGCCGAUGCCACUCCACCACAGAGUCCAUCCAUUGAUGCUCUUCAUGAGAGUUCUGCAAGUCACACUACUCCAAGUCCCUUCACAGAUGUUCUUCCUACUUCUGAUGAUGAUGAAUCAACUGUUGAUGGCAUUAGGAAGCCUACUAGGCCUUCUAUAUGGAUGAAUGAUUAUGUAGUUGAGAAGACUGCCGGCAAGAGCAAGCCUUGCACUUAUCCUAUUUCUAACUUUUUUAGUUAUCAAGCACUUAAGCCUGCCUAUAAUCAAUGCCUUGUAGCUUACUCAGUCGAGGUUGAGCCCAGCUCUCUCUCAGAGGCAGUCAAGGAUCUUAAGUGGGUGUCAGCAACUUCAAGCUUUGGAAAGAUAAUGAGACAUGGAGAAGGUUGUAGUCAGGUGCAUGUUCUCAUCUUUGUAGAUGACUUGUUAGUCACUGGUAGUCAUUCCGAGUUGAUUGAUAAAACUAGAGCACAACUACAGAAGUUCUUCAAAAUGAAAGACAUAGGGGAGCUGAAGUUUUUCCUUGGAAUUGAAUUUGCAAGGUCGUCCAAAUGCAUAUAUAUGAGCAAAAGAAAAUAUGCCUUGGAGUUGAUAGCUGAACUUGGUUUGGCAGGGUCAAAGACAGCUAGUACUCCUCUAGAGGUUAAUCAAAAGUUGACUUCUAUAGAGUUUGAUAAAGCAGUAGCACAAGCAGGUGUUGCAGACAAUGAUUCGGCUUUAAAAGAUGCAAGUGUGUCUCAAAGGCUUGUUGGCAGACUACUAUACUGA
This is a messenger RNA of Nicotiana attenuata, 1866 nucleotides long. RefSeq lists its product as uncharacterized. Bases 1 to 1866 code for a protein of 621 amino acids. NCBI's taxonomy places the organism in Eukaryota, Viridiplantae, Streptophyta, Magnoliopsida, Solanales, Solanaceae. The record is from RefSeq and is a predicted model, not a curated record. The transcript has 6 exons.